UGCGCGAGAAUGCGCCGGCCGUGCGCCGUGGUAACUCUCGGGCGCGUUAAGAGACUAGCGCGGGCUGUGCGUUAAGGGCCGGGUGAGGGCAGGGAUACUUCAUUCUGGCGUGAUUAUCAACGCCGGCUCCCUUCAUCAGCGAGGACGGCGACUUCCGCGGCUCCUCUCGGAAUUGGCACCCGGGCGUGACUGAACGGAGCCUUGGCUAGGAGGUGUGCUCGCAGGUAUCACCCCGCCUCUCAGGUAGCUGAAUGUUGGCUUUGUGUCUGAAGCUCCUGGAACUUUUCUCCUUACUGUGAUAUAACUUGGCUGAAAUCAUACUGCAUAUAGUAUGCAGGUGCUUAGCCCAAGCCUGAGAAUUACUGGAAUCUUAUGGUAAGACGUAUUGAACUACAGUGGGAGUUCUAUUUAGGAAGAUGAAGCCUCUGAACAAGUUGAUGACUAUUUCAAAACCUCAAAACCUAGCUCUGCGUGAACAAGAUGAGGUCUUGAGAGCAGAUGUGUCUUGGCAGCAGGAGACCAUCCCCGUCAUAGAGACACAUGACUCUGAGGCAUCUCGUCAAAAAUUCAGACAUUUCCAGUAUUUGAAAGUGUCUGGGCCCCACGAAGCCCUGAGCCAACUCUGGGAGCUCUGUCUUCAGUGGCUGAGACCAGACAUUCAUACAAAGAAACAGAUCCUAGAACUGUUAGUGCUGGAACAAUUCUUGGCAAUCCUCCCUGAAGAAGUCAGAACUUGGGUGAAUUUACAAUAUCCAAAGAACAGCAGAGAUGUGGUGACCCUCAUAGAGGAUGUGAUUGAAAUACUUAAAGACGAAGAUACACUCUGCAAGGACUCUGUCCUCCAGAAGGGGAGCAUCAAGGAGCAGGAAAUGGAAGCUGACCCACUAACAGGCAGACACCAGGAAUCAGUGACAUUGAAAGACGUGGUUGUGGAAUUCAGUGAGGAAGAGUGGGGGCAGCUGGAUCCUGCUGUAAAGAACCUGUAUAGGGAUGUGAUGCUGGAGAACUAUAGGAACCUGAAUUCAUUGCGUAAAGCACAUCUACUUUCCAAACCACUUGAGAUGCCUGAGUUGGAGAGUAAGAAAAGAAGAUGGAUAAUGGAGGGAGAAAUCCCAAGAAGGACCAUUUUUGACACGGAGACUGUUUUAGAAAACCAAGAUUCAGUUCCAAAGCAGAGAGUUUCUGGAGAAGAAUCAUCCCAUGGAGUGAUUAUGACAAGGCUUAUCAAAAGUAAACGCACUUCCUCAGAUGUCUGGAAAGGUGAAGAUUGGUCAUAUAGCAACCAGAACAACUGGGACAUAAUUUUGCCACAAGAAGCUUUCAUUCAUAAGACAAUCUACACUGAGGAGGGAGACUUUGAAUGCAGUGAAAAUAAGAAAAGCUUUGAUGUUAAGUUUGUUAACUCAAUUUGUGAUAGACAACAGGGAAUUCCUACAAGGAAGGGGUCCCCAAAAUGUGAUAAGUUUAAAACUAACUUUAAAUGCAAUUUUGACUUAGUAGGUAAGCAACAUUCAGAAUAUAAUGAACGUGGGAAUGCCUUGAGCCUGAGUACAGAGAUUAUUCAACACCAAAAAAGUCAUACCACAGUGAAUUCCUAUGCAUGUUACCAAUGUGGAAAAGCCUUCAGCCGAAGUUCAUCCCUUAUUCGACAUCAGAUCAUUCACACAGGAGAGAAACCCUAUAAAUGCAGUGAAUGUGGGAGAUUCUUCAACCGACGUACAAACCUCACUAAGCAUCAAAAAAUUCAUACUGAAACAAAGGCCUGUAAAGGCAGUAAAUGUGGAACAGCCUUCAGUGAGAGUGAAGAUAGUAAUAAAAGUCCAAGACUCUAUUGUAAUACCUAUGAAUGUGUUGACUGUGGAAAAUUCUUCAACCGGAGCUCCUCCCUUAUUCGACAUCAAAUGAUUCAUACAGGAGAGAAACCAUUCAAAUGUAAGGAAUGUAUGAAAAGCUUCAACAGGAGUUCAAACCUUAUUAAGCACCAAAAACUUCAUUAUCGAGACAAGUCCUGAAAAAGGAAAAAAUGCAGGAGUACCUUUAGUCAGAGUGCAGAACUCAUUCAACAUCCAUAAAUUUAUGCUGGAGGGAUCCCAUUAAUAUAAUAAAUGUAAGAAAAUGUGUCAGAGAUUAGUCUUUAAAUGAUAUGACAGAAUUGAUAUUGGAGAGAGAUCUGUUAUUGGCUAAAAGUCUGAGAGAGAUUUUCCAGGCUCCCAAAUGAAGCCACGGAGUUUGGAGUUAAACAUAAUAUCACCAUACAAGUCUUUGCCUAUUGUUAUUUUAAUACCCAUUAAGCUCACCUUUCUCUAGUUCAUAAAUGGGACCUAAAGCAUACUUACAUUCACCUGAUUUAUUCAUGAAGCAGAUAUUAGGGAGAAGCCAAGCAAUACCCUUGAACUUGAUAUUUAAUAAAAACUUAAACUAUUAGUCCUCACAAGAAGGUCACAAGAAAUCAGGAGCUCUUGAGAAUAUAGAAGACCACUUACAAGGAGUGAAAUCUCUGAAUUCAUGUCAAAGACUACAGUGAUAGCCAAUUAUGCCACCCCUGACAAUAUCCUUGGCUGUCCUGGUGCUGAAUGGGGACUAGAAUUAGGAGAAGGUUAUCAACUGCGAUGGGAGAUGGAUGUGUUGUUAAUCAAGAUGAAGUCAGCAUUUUUAAAAGUACUCUUUGGAAUCUAGGCUGAAGAAAUUUAUAGCCUUAGGUCUGUCCUUUAUCCCAAACA
Molecule: messenger RNA, 2720 nt
Organism: Cynocephalus volans (Philippine flying lemur)
Lineage: Eukaryota; Metazoa; Chordata; Mammalia; Dermoptera; Cynocephalidae
Gene: ZNF215
Product: zinc finger protein 215
Exons: 6
Coding region: 417-2012 (531 amino acids)
Biological process (GO): regulation of DNA-templated transcription
Source: RefSeq, a predicted model, not a curated record